CUCUACAUCAUAACCAGACCACUCGCUAGUUAUGCCUUCAACAAUGUCCUCCUGGAGUGUGAGGAAGCCUGUGAUAACGUACUCGCGGAGCAAGAAACGCACAUUUGCCGACGAAGAGCCUGCGACCAAACGCAGGCGCAUCGAGAAUUCGGAAGAUGAGGAAAAAGGAAAUGCGCUCGUCGCGAGCCCUGGAGUAGAGGAAGUCGUCGAGACAUCCUCACCUAUAACCAUAGCACCUCCACCAACUUCGAGUCCCAGAGUAGCACAGGAUGUCUCCUCGGAUGAAACCACUGCAUCAACACCACCCUCUUCUCCUCUAGUCCUGUCGUCGUCGCCUCCGGCACAAGGUCACCCACGACGACCCCUUUUCUCCAUCUUCAAGAAGCAACAGAAGCCGCCGACGGCUCCCGCAAGUGGCGCAUUAUCAGAUCGAAAUCCCAACAUCCCAUCCCCGGCCGCCCCUCGCCCCAAGAAAAAACGUCUUGUUCAGAUGCAGCUCGACCUCGUGGGAGAAUUACGGAAGACGUGCAAAGUCUGCGGAAUGGAAUACAUACCAUCAAACACCGAAGACGAAAACCUCCAUCGGAAGUUCCACGCCAUGAAUGUGGGAGGGGUCGAUCUUACGAAGCCGUUCGUGAAAAGAUUGAAACAGAAGGAGGUGUGGAGUGGAGGUGGAGGUUUUGUUGCUGUUGUAGGGCGGAAGGAUCCUGCUGCGCUGAGGAACAAGGCGGUUGAGGUGUUGAAUGUGGUGAAUACGGAGCUGGCUGCUGUGGCGAUUCCGGAAAGGGAGCUGUGGAGUGAAGUACAGACGUCAGUUUCCGAGCCCAAUGCUGUCCAAAACAAAAAUGGGACAAUGGCAGCUACAGCAAAACGGACGGCUUCCGCAGGCGACCGGUUCAAGGCGUAUCUUUACAUUCAAGGCAACAAAUGCGUCGGCGCAUGCCUUGCCGAGCGGAUCCAGGAGGCUCAUGUUGUCGAGAAUCAAGAAGAAGCGGCAAAGGGUCCUCAAACCACUCCUACUGAAUCCGAGAGCUCUUCCAUCUCUGUUGGGACGACCACUGAGCCUGCCAUUCUUGGGAUCUCUCGCAUAUGGACAAGCAAUUCGCAUCGAAAUCAGGGCAUAGCUACGAGGUUGCUAGACGUCGCGUGUACCGACUUCUUAUAUGGGAUGGCUAUCGAAAAGGAGAUGGUGGCUUUCAGUCAGCCAACGGAGAGCGGAGCGAAGUUGGCACGCAAGUGGUUCGGACGACGCGCCGGCUGGCAUGUUUACAUUGAUUGAUGGUUGGUGUGCCUGCGGUACUGAGGAGAGGGAUGGUUCCGAGGUCGUUAUGUCAUUUGAUACCCCCCGUACGAGCUGUGAAAGAAAGAAAGCCUAAGGCAUCCCAGAAUU
This is a messenger RNA of Westerdykella ornata, 1390 nucleotides long. RefSeq lists its product as uncharacterized. Gene Ontology annotation, cellular component: nucleus; chromatin. Gene Ontology annotation, molecular function: protein-lysine-acetyltransferase activity. Gene Ontology annotation, biological process: mitotic sister chromatid cohesion. Bases 32 to 1279 code for a protein of 415 amino acids. The record is from RefSeq and is a predicted model, not a curated record. The transcript is spliced from 2 exons. NCBI's taxonomy places the organism in Eukaryota, Fungi, Ascomycota, Dothideomycetes, Pleosporales, Sporormiaceae.